AUGAGAGUCCUCAUCAUCGGCGCAGGUCUCGGCGGCCUCGCUUGCGCGAUAGCGUGUCGAAGAGAGGGGUUUGAGGUGGUUGUUCUUGAGAGGGCGAAUAGACUGGUCCCGAUCGGAGCAGGUUUACAACUACCACCAAACGGAGUUAGGAUCGCAAGACAACUAGGCUACCUCGACAAACUCCUCCAAUGCGGGGUCGUCAUUGACGGGAUGGAGUUCUGCAGAUACGUCGACGGCAAGCACCUGCACAUGCUCUCAGCCAAGGAUGCGCAGGCCCGGUACGGCGAUCUCUGGAUGGUCGUGCACCGGGCUGAUAUGUACAAUAUCCUGUGGCAGACGUGUAAGGAGAUUGGUGUGGAUCUGUGUCUUGAUAUGGAUGUGGAGCGGAUUGAUUUUGAUGAGAAGGUGGUCUAUCUUGAGGAUGGGGAUGAUAUUGGUGGGGAUGUGAUUAUUGGUGCUGACGGACUAUGGUCUAUUUGUCGGGACCAACUUCUUGGAUCGGCUUCGCCGCCAGUUGAGACGGGUGAUUUGGCGUACCGCGCCAUGUUCCCAUUUGACUACCUCAAAGCUCUCAAGGAUCCCAGGGUAGAUGAUCUCUGUGCGAGGAAACGGGUCACGGUGUGGAUGGGACCCGACAGGCACACCGUCUUCUAUCCCGUCAGAGGAGGUCGGGAGUUCAACCUUGUGCUCAUCAGGCCGGAUAACAUGGAAACGGGGGAGAAGCGUGUCCAGGGCGACAUAGAAGAGAUGAGAGAAAGUUAUCGUGGAUGGGACGAGACAUUGACAAAGCUCAUCUCGUUGAUACCGAGAGUGCAAAAAUGGAAGCUAUGCACGCACUCCGAGUUGAAGACGUGGACCAAGGGCUGCUUCGCUCUUCUGGGCGACUCAUGCCAUCCGAGUUUACCCUACCAAGCCCAAGGCGCAGCCAUGGCCGUCGAAGAUGGCGCCGUGAUUGGGAAGCUCCUUGGCCUCUUGAAGGACUCACUGGGGGCAGAAAACACGGUACCAAAGGUCCCCGAGAUCUUAAAGCUGUACGAGACACUUCGAAAAGACCGGACGACGGUGAACGUGCAGGGCGCGACCUCGAAUCGGAAGUGGUAUCAUGUUCGUGAUGGGCCGGAGCAGGAGGCUCGCGAUGCGGAGAUGACAGGCGUACCGCUAAAGGGUGGGUUGGCGCCGACGGGGUGGCGAUUGAUGGAUGAGGAUUAUCGGAUGGAAUUGAUGGCGCGGGAUUCAGUUGCUGAAGCUAUCGAGGCGUUCAGAGAAUGGGAGCAAAAGAAAACUUGA
Colletotrichum phormii is the source of this 1287-nucleotide messenger RNA. RefSeq lists its product as uncharacterized. Bases 1 to 1287 code for a protein of 428 amino acids. The transcript is spliced from 4 exons. Gene Ontology annotation, molecular function: monooxygenase activity; FAD binding. The record is from RefSeq and is a predicted model, not a curated record. NCBI's taxonomy places the organism in Eukaryota, Fungi, Ascomycota, Sordariomycetes, Glomerellales, Glomerellaceae.